Molecule: messenger RNA, 1437 nt
Organism: Aspergillus viridinutans
Lineage: Eukaryota; Fungi; Ascomycota; Eurotiomycetes; Eurotiales; Aspergillaceae
Exons: 4
Coding region: 1-1437 (478 amino acids)
Biological process (GO): transmembrane transport
Cellular component (GO): membrane
Molecular function (GO): transmembrane transporter activity
Source: RefSeq, a predicted model, not a curated record
AUGGGAGUUUAUCCUUAUGUGAGUUGUCUCCGAUUCAACGACGGAGGGCAUUUUGACAGAGGUUGCGGUUACAGCUCGAACUCUCAGGGCCUGGAGAACGGAGGCCUGGCGGGUAUGUUCUGGUCAUAUGUCUGGACGUUUGUCGGAUUUGGCUUCAUCAUCGCUUCGCUGUCGGAAAUGGCGUCUAUGGCACCAACCUCGGGUGGGCAGUACCAUUGGGUCUCUGAGUUUGCAUCUCCUAGAUACCAAAAGUUCCUCAGCUAUAUUACGGGUUGGAUGUCUGUAUUAGCGUGGCAAGCCGGAUCCGCCUCGGGAUCCUUUCUCACCGGCACCAUUAUCCAGGGUCUAACCAGCGUUCGCAAUCCUGAGUAUGUGGCGGAGAACUGGCAGGGCACGCUGUUUGUCUUUGCGAUGAUCCUGGUGAUCUACGUGUUCAAUGUGUAUGCGGCCAAUGUGAUGCCCCUCCUGAAUAAUCUCCUCAUGAUACUGCAUAUUCUGUCCUGGGCGGUGGUGGUCAUUGUCCUCUGGGCCAUGGCUCCCCAUCAAUCGGCCAAGACUGUCUUUAUCACCGGAUGGACAAAUCUGGGAGGAUGGUCUAGCAUGGGAUUGAGCGUCAUGAUCGGACAAAUCUCCGCAAUCUAUGGCUCUCUGAGUUCCGACGCUACAGCUCACAUGUCUGAAGAGGUCAAAGACGCAGGCCGAAAUGUACCUAUGGCCAUUGCCUGGGGCUAUUUUAGCAACGGUAUCAUGGCAGUCGUACUGCUGAUUGCCUACCUCUUCGCCAUCCCAUCCGUGGAAGAUGCGCUGGAUGAUGCAACUGGCUUUCCCUUUAUCUACGUCUUCAAGAACGCUACCUCAACAGCGGGAGUAAACGGUCUGACGGCAAUCAUUUUACUACCCGUUAUCUUCAGCAAUAUCCUGUUCAACGCCUCAACGUCCCGCCAAACCUUUGCUUUCGCUCGCGAUAAGGGGCUCCCGUUCGCCUCCUGGAUCGCCAAGGUUGACCCAAAGCGCAAGAUCCCCGUGAACGCAAUCGCCCUGUCCUGCCUCAUCAGCUGUCUCCUCUCCCUCAUCAACAUUGGAUCAUUAACAGCAUUCAACGCAAUCAUUUCCCUCAACGUGGCAGCUCUGAUGUACACCUACAUCGUCUCCAUCAGCUGCGUGAUCUACCGCAAGAUCCGACAUCCCGAGACUCUCCCGCCCUGUCAGUGGAAUAUGGGACGAUGGGGGUUAGCCGUGAACAUCAUCGGGCUGCUCUACUGCUGUUUUGCGCUUUUCUGGUCCCUGUGGCCUAGUGAGACGUCCGUGACUCUGGACAACUUUAACUGGAGCGUGGUGAUUUUCGGAGGCGUCUUUACCAUCAGUCUCGUCAUGUACCUCGUCAAGGGGCGGAAGGAGUAUUCUGGGCCCGUGGUGAUUGUGAAGCCGCAGCAGUAG